GUCCUGUCUAUACAUUCAUACAUCACCACAAUAAUUUCACAAACAUCUAACUUGUGAGGCGACAUGUUAUUUUGUCAAACAAUACACGGAAACUUGUUCGUUGUCACGCUCAUUAAGUUCUUUCACCAUUUUAAAUGAAAACAACAUAAAAAUUGUGACAAACAGUCUUAAGGUUUGGUGCGAGCAUCACAGAUUAUUGGCUCAAUUAAAAAUGUGAUUCGAAAUAUUCAAAAUGUCAAAAGUGUCGGUUGUUUUAUGUAUUUUGAUGUUAACGGUGAGGAGUGAGGAUGUGAGGAAAAGGAGGGAAGGAAGACAGGGGAAGUUGUUCACUUUUAAUACUCUAAACGAGGAUAUAAAGAUAGAUCUGGACUUUACCGUCCCAUUUUUAAGCAUACCUGUGAAGAAAACUAUGAACUCGGCGUAUGGACUCUUGGACUUUCCAACGAUAAACAUCAACCCAGCAUCCUUGGCUCUGGGCGGUGCAGUCGUGUUAGGAACCAGUAUUGCAGUGCCCUUCAUCCUCAAAUAUUACGCUCAUGAAACUAAUGAACGAUAUGGAAGAAUUUUAGAUAACGCGGAAUUCAGUGCUGAUGCUGUAUUGGACUUCGCUCACCAAAUGCUGUCAGGCAGCCAUGGACUCCGAGGAUGUCCGCUCAGGGUGGCUUGCUGGGCUGCUCAACAAGAAUAUGCUAAUCCUCGGGAGAUUAUCAAUCAAAUUGUGAACAACAGACUUCUGGCGUCAAUCGUGAAUUCUUCGGCGGUGGAAGACGCGAUGAUCUCCGGCCGGCACGGACGAAGCUGCAGCAGUUACGCACCAUGCCCUCUCCAGGAACACCAUGUACCAAUGUUAAUGACUAACCUAGCUAUACUCACCAACACACCAGGUUUCAAAUAAAAUGUUGGCACUUUGUGAUUUGUCCUAAUGCUCAUACUCGUACCUCGCAUUUGUAGAUUAAUAAGAAUUGUCUGGAUCAAACCUGGAUAUAAGGUGUUAGGCAAAUUAACCAGCUUUGGAAAUUUUGUCAAUGAACGAUGAACGAAUUCUUUGAGCGAAAGGGUAUAUUUGUAUCUUUAAGAAAAAAUCACAAAAUCUCGAUGUAUUCUUGUCGUUUUCCAAAUUCGCGUGUCCA
Spodoptera frugiperda (fall armyworm) is the source of this 1130-nucleotide messenger RNA. RefSeq lists its product as uncharacterized. Bases 233 to 895 code for a protein of 220 amino acids. The record is from RefSeq and is a predicted model, not a curated record. NCBI's taxonomy places the organism in Eukaryota, Metazoa, Arthropoda, Insecta, Lepidoptera, Noctuidae. The transcript is spliced from 5 exons.